Molecule: messenger RNA, 943 nt
Organism: Oppia nitens
Lineage: Eukaryota; Metazoa; Arthropoda; Arachnida; Sarcoptiformes; Oppiidae
Exons: 2
Coding region: 26-943 (305 amino acids)
Molecular function (GO): acyltransferase activity, transferring groups other than amino-acyl groups
Source: RefSeq, a predicted model, not a curated record
ACAAAAAACUAUAUGUAUAUCAAAUAUGUCGGUAAAAAAGGUUAGUCAAUAUCUGGUACGAGAGUUGCGGGUAUCGGACGCGGACAGUGUUCGCCAAAUAUGGACUGAAUCGGGAUUUAUGGCUAUGAAAUAUGGGCCGGAAAUAUGGCGCAAAUCAUUCAGUGAGGGUCUAUUCGUGGCCGAGGAUGUCAGCACAGGUCAGGUAAUCGGUUAUUGCGAUGGCGUUAACCUCACCAACGAUUUGGCAUUUAUUGGCGGCUAUAGUGUUAAACCAGAAUACCGGGGACAGGGAAUCGGUGCCGCUUUGUGGGCCAAAGCAGUGACAUAUAUGGGCACCGACAGGAAUAUUGCACUGUUUGCCGCCACACAAGCAAUGGGCGAUUAUUAUCGCACAAAGUGUGGCUUCGGUGUUGUACCCGACAGACGACUGGUCCAUAUGACUGGCCAAGUAGUGGUCAAUGAUGACAUCAUUAAAAAUAUUGAUGGCAUCACUUUGUCUGUUAUCACAAAUGAAAUACUGCCACUUGUGGUCAAAUAUGAUAGCAAUGUUUGCGCCGGAUUGAACCGCACUGUCUAUAUCAAGGAACUGACCAAAAGCCCCGACACUUGGAAUUUGGUGGCAAUUAAUGAGAACCGCGAUGUUGUUGGCUAUUGUAUUAUAUAUACGACCACUACUGAGGUGACAAUGGUUGGACCUCUCUAUGCCGACAAUGAUAAGAUAGCUGAGCUAUUAGUAGGUCAGUGUUGUCAUCAAUUGCCGGUUGAAAGACGAAAUAACUUUUUAUAUUAUUGUUGGAAUACUAAUGACAAGUCAAUUGGUUUAGCAAAACGUUUAGGACUGACCUAUUUAAAGGACAGACCGUUUUUAUUUAACAAAAAACUAGUUGAUGGACAGUUAGAUAAACAAUUUUGUAUUUCUAAUAGUUUUCUCUAUCCAUAUUAA